UAACGUGACAUUGCAUAAGCUUCAAGAUGUUGUUUUUUUGCUGCACAUUACUUAGAUACAUAUUAUUCAAGAAUAAAAAACAUUACCAGUCAUGCAUUAAACUAAAGAGUGAGCUAAGAUGUGAUGCUACAACUCAUCUAAGGCAUCUAGAGGUCGGCUGCUGACACAGAGUUGGUGGUGGGGGGGGGGGGUUGUGCAUUUGUUAAUAAGCUGCUUCUCAGUGUCAAAGUUUAUGAAGUACAACAGUUGGAGUACAGUAUUUAGAAUUGAAAGGUAGUGCAUACAAGAAAGAUGAAGGAAUCGGAUUUGCUGGAGAUGCUGGUGCAACUUUCUGAUGCUAUCAGCAAGCAAGAUGAAAAGUAUGUCGACAUGUUGAGGGUUCUGUACAGAGAUCUUGCAAAUGUUAAAACAGAAUUAGAGGAAGCUAAAUCUGCAUUUGAUUUAUUCAAAAGACUGAUAGCACCAGGAAUUUUGAAGCCAACAGAUAUUUCAGUUUUGUUUGAAACAAUUGAACUAACUGGAUUGAAAUAUUUGAAAGAUAUAAUUAAGAAGUAUGAGAAAUAUCCUGAUGAAGUAAAGAUCACUCAAUUUUCACCACAUCGUCAACAGGUUGUUGCUCUGGGAAAGGACUUCUCACUUAAAUAUCUCCAGAAGGUUAGUCUAUUAUACGAAGGUAAUUUUCCUAGUCCAUGGAAACUGAUUCAACACCUUGAAGAUACAUCUGUUUUAACCGAAAAUAGCAUGUCAUCAUUUCUUCAACGUUUGAAUGAGAAUAAAGUAAAUGAAGAUUUUAAUAAACUGCUUGUGAGAAUAUCUGAAGAAAUCAGCAUGAAGGGUGAAAAGUAUGUAGACAUGUUGAGAGUUCUGUACAAUGAUCUUACAGAGUUCAAAGCAGAUUUGGAGGAAGCUAAUGCUGCCUUUGAUUUGUUCCAAAUACUAUGUGUAGCAGCCAUUUUGAAACCAACUGAUACUUCAAUUUUGUUUGAAACAAUUGAAGUAACUGGGUUAAGGUUUUUGAAAGAUAUAAUUCAGAUGUAUGGCACAUAUCCAGAUGAAGUGAAGAUCACUCGAUUUUCAGCACAUCGUCAACAUCUGGUUGCUCUUGGAAAAGAUUUUACAACCCAAGAUAUUCAAAGGGUUGCUCAGAUGUAUGAAGUUCCAGAUGGCUUUCGUUCAAAUCCAUGGAAACUAAUUUCAUUUCUUGAAAGGAAGGGUAUUGUUUCAGAAGAUAACUUAUCAUCAUUUCUCAAGAAAAGUGUUGGUGAGUGUGAUAAUUAUUUAAUGAUUUGAUUUGUAAUGCCAAAUUACAAGUAUUGUAACGUUCUAAUCUAUGUGAUAUUAAAUUAGGUGUAUGACUCUCAGAGCCCAAAAGGUAGAAAGCUACAGUAAUGCUGGAUAUUUUUCGCUCAUAACAAUACUGUACAAAUCCAACUGAUCAAAUCUUAGAUUGAAUACCAAAAAUACAUCACUGAAUCAUUAUUGCGAGAAGGAUAUAGAACAAUUAACUUGCAUUCCAUUUUCAAUAUGUACAGUAUUUGUAACCUAGGUUUAGUCAAUAAAAUUGUAGCUAUAAAUAAAUAUCUUGGAAACAAAUACACAAACAUCAAAAUAUAUAUUAGUUAACUUGUCAAUUAAAAUAAAUGUUUAUUACUAUAGUAAACAUUGAAUGAUGUUAAUUACAGUAGCAUUCAGUAAUUUCAUGAAAACAUGGAACUAUAAAAAAAUUACUAUAUUUUAAAUUAAGACUUUACAACACACUUUUUGUUUCCGUUCUAUUGUACUAGAACAGUUCAGAACUCUCUGUUAAAUGGUGGAAAAAUGUUCUGAUUCUUUGGCCUCAAAUAAUCAAUAUGUAAUUUGUAUAAAAUAACUGACACAACCAAACUGUCCGGAAUAAUUGGAAAAUCAGUAAGAUGAUGCUAGAUCACAUACUUAGACAAUGAAAAUACACCAGCAUUUUCUGCCAUUUCAUUUCCUGUAGGUAAUUCAAAAACAUAUAAAUUUCAUGAGGGCGGACCACUGAGUAA
Anneissia japonica is the source of this 2027-nucleotide messenger RNA. RefSeq lists its product as uncharacterized. The transcript has 5 exons. NCBI's taxonomy places the organism in Eukaryota, Metazoa, Echinodermata, Crinoidea, Comatulida, Comatulidae. Gene Ontology annotation, molecular function: protein binding. The record is from RefSeq and is a predicted model, not a curated record. Gene Ontology annotation, biological process: regulation of apoptotic process. Bases 292 to 1290 code for a protein of 332 amino acids.